AUGUUUGACAAACUCGACAUCUCGGUCAUGCAAAUUAGUCGCUCGGUCAUUGCAAGCCCUGGCCUUCCUACGCUACAUCGCGUUCCGGUUACGAGCCAAGCUCAUGUUCGAGUACGUCAAAUGCAUUUACCAUGCUGCAGCUCUCGUUGUAGCUGUGCUCGCUUCGAUGCGGCGACUUACGCUCUUGUCGCAAUGGACACAAAAACGUCGCUGGGGCAAGCAGUGACACAGACGCAGAGCACCAGGCACGGUUCCUGUGAUUAA
This is a messenger RNA of Peronospora matthiolae, 264 nucleotides long. The record is from the annotation of a GenBank genome assembly. NCBI's taxonomy places the organism in Eukaryota, Oomycota, Peronosporomycetes, Peronosporales, Peronosporaceae.